Eutrema salsugineum is the source of this 2779-nucleotide messenger RNA. Its product is annotated as fimbrin-4. The record is from RefSeq and is a predicted model, not a curated record. Gene Ontology annotation, molecular function: actin filament binding. NCBI's taxonomy places the organism in Eukaryota, Viridiplantae, Streptophyta, Magnoliopsida, Brassicales, Brassicaceae. The transcript has 16 exons. Gene Ontology annotation, cellular component: cytoplasm; actin filament; actin filament bundle. Gene Ontology annotation, biological process: actin filament network formation; actin filament bundle assembly. Bases 1 to 2382 code for a protein of 793 amino acids.
AUGGCCAAUCCAGAUGAAAGGCGGAUUCGGGGUCUCAUGAAUUUGAUAGCUGGUCCGUCUGGUUCUCGGUUAGGAAAGAAGAAAACGGGGUCUCACAAUUGGUAUCAUAGCGUCAGGGGCGGUUGGUGGGCCAACGGGCCUAGAAAGAGAGCGUUGGACCCCAGAGUAUACGACGUUGGGCUCACUGGUAGGGGCGGUUGGGAGUGUUCAGAGUUGAUAGCCAAUCCAGAUGAAAGGCGGAUUCGGGGUUUUAUAGAUUUGAUAGCCGGUCCGUCUGCUUCCCGGUUAGGGAAGAUGAGUGCAGAGUCUCACACCAACACUCAAAGAUCCAAUCUGGUCAAGAAGCAGUCAGUGACGAGGGAUCUGAUGCAACACCAAGUUUCGGCUGAACAACUUAAUAGUCUGUUUUAUGAGGUUGUUACGUCAUACAAAGGGCAUAUUUACGGACUCGGAUCUGCUCAUCGUUAUUACGGUGAUUCUAUUCCGUCUUCCUCAACUGCCAUCCCUCGUACAAUGAAUUUGGAAACGAAGGUGACUUCGAUUGAAGGAAACAUGAAUUCCAUGGCCACAGACAUUGCUGCUAUUACGGAAGCCUCAAGAAGGCUUUUGGAAGCUAACUGGAUUGAUCCGUCUGUUGUUCUCAAAGCUACAACGGCAACAACAAAUACUACAGAGACGAUGCGGUUUAUAUCGACAAAAACUCAAUCCGGCCAUCUCAUUGUGAAACAUUUACCAAAAGUGUUAGCAAAGUUAAAAGAUUUCAAUGGCACAUUUGAAGAAAAUGAGAUCAAAGCUAUACUGGAUGAGUCUUAUCACAAUCUCAAUGAUGAAGUUGAAUUCGAAACCUUUCUCCGGGCCUUUUUAUGUGUGCAAUCCCGAGGAGGAGGAGGAGGAACAAAAGGUUCAUCGUUUCUCAAGACAAGUACUACAACGUUUCACCACACUAUCAAUGAAUCCGAGAAAGCUUCAUAUGUGUCCCAUAUCAAUAACUAUUUGAGAGAAGAUCCUCUCUUGAAAAGCUAUCUUCCAAUCAAUCCUGCUACUGAUGCUCUGUUUGAUCUUGUUAAAGAUGGUGUUCUUUUAUGUAAGCUAAUAAACAUAGCUGCGCCUGGGACGAUAGAUGAAAGAGCGAUCAACACGAAGAAAGAGCUUAAUCCAUGGGAGAGAACUGAGAACCUUUCACUCUGUCUCAAUUCUGCUAAGGCCAUUGGCUGCACCGUCGUCAACAUUGGAACUCAAGACAUUGCUGAAGGAAGACCGCAUCUUGUACUUGGGUUGAUCUUUCAGAUUAUAAAGAUCCAAUUGUUGGCUGAUCUCAAUCUCAAGAAAACUCCACAACUUGUUGAGUUGGUGGAAGAAAAUCAGGAUGUGGAAGAGCUCAUGGGUCUAGCUCCUGAAAAACUUUUGCUUAAAUGGAUGAAUUUUCAUCUUAAGAAAGCUGGUUAUGAGAAACAGGUCACCAACUUCUCUUCUGAUGUUAAGGACGGAGAGGCAUAUGCAUAUCUGCUAAAUGCACUUGCCCCAGAACACAGUACACAAGUGACCUUAGAGAUCAAAGACCCUUCGGAAAGAGCGAAGAAAGUCCUUGAGCAAGCAGAGAAGCUUGACUGUGAAAGAUACCUUUCUCCUGAAGAUAUAGUGGAAGGCUCUGCAAAUCUUAAUCUUGCAUUUGUGGCACAACUGUUUCAGCACAGGAAUGGAUUCUCUGAUGAGACUUCGAAGACGCCUACCUCUUUUGCUGAGAUCAUCACAGAAGAUGAAGAAACUUCUCGAGAAGAAAGAUGCUUUCGCCUUUGGAUUAACAGUCUUGGUGCUGCCACUUAUGUAGAUAAUGUUUUCGAGGAUGUUAGAGACGGAUGGGUUCUUCUUGAAGUUCUUGACAAAGUAUCACCAGGCUCGGUUAACUGGAAAUAUGCAAAUAAACCGCCCAUCAAAAUGCUAUUCAAAAAAGUUGAAAAUUGCAACCAAGUUAUCAAGAUUGGUAAAGAAUUGCACUUCUCGCUUGUCAAUGUAGCGGGUACUGACAUUGUUCAAGGAAAUAAGAAGCUCAUUCUCGCGUUCUUGUGGCAAUUGAUGAGAUACACAAUGCUCCAAAUUCUGAAUAACUUGAGAUCUCACUGGAAAGGUAAAGAAAUUACAGAAGCAGAUAUUCUGAACUGGGCAAAUAGGAAAGUCAAGAAGAUGGGUCGAACCUCUCAAGCUGUGAGCUUCAACGACAAGAAUCUGUCGAAUGGAAUCUUCUUUUUGGAGCUUUUGAGUGCUGUGGAGCCAAGAGUUGUAGACUGGAGUCUUGUAACCAAAGGAGAAACAGAAGAGGAAAAGAAGUUGAAUGCAACAUACAUCAUAAGUGUUGCAAGGAAGCUUGGAUGCUCAAUUUUCUAGUUGCCUGAGGAAAUUAUAGAGGUAAAUCAGAAAAUGAUGCUUAUAUUGGCUGCGAGCAUCAUGAACUGGAGCCUCCAGCAACAAUCAGAAACUGGCUCUACUGUGUCUGAUGAUGGUGAUGUAAGCUCUGUGACAGAAGAGAUCUCCAAUUUGUCCACAGACGAUGGAUCUUCAGAUGCCCAAGAUGAUGAAAUGUUAAACAAGUUUGAGACUUUCUUAUUCUUGGAUUGAAGUUUAGGUAGCGAAAGAGAAAACAAGAUAAGAGACAAUGUAGCUUUAUUAGAUAUACAAACAGAGAAUCUGAUACAUAUUGUACAACUGUGUAUUUGAUUUGUGGUAAGACAUCGUUAUUGUAGACUCAAGACAUUGUUAUUGUAGACUCUUGGUCACUGUUCUA